Molecule: messenger RNA, 2059 nt
Organism: Macadamia integrifolia
Lineage: Eukaryota; Viridiplantae; Streptophyta; Magnoliopsida; Proteales; Proteaceae
Exons: 1
Coding region: 22-1998 (658 amino acids)
Source: RefSeq, a predicted model, not a curated record
UCAAACCCACCUGAAACCACGAUGAUUCAACCCAAAGGAACCAUCGUCUUCUCCACCAUAGGAAGGAAUCACUAUGGCUUCGAUGUUUUCUCCAUCUCUUUAACUCCUAAACUCAACACCCAAUGCAUAGAGCAUCGUCUCACAGACGGUGCUUCCAUCAACUUUAAUGGUCAGUUUGUCGACGAAGACCAAACCCUCAUCUACGUCUCCGAGCGAACCGGCUCAGCUCAGAUUUACCUGAACCGUCCUGAAAAUCCCAAAUUAGAGCAACUCCCUACUGUCACUGCGAGCCUAUUUCACGACCGGCCGGUUCUACGAAUCGACCGGUUGUACUAUGUGUCUGCUCACGAACCGGCUGAUAAACUGUUCACCAGCUGGUCUGCCGUUUACAUGACCAAACUCGGAGACCGGAAAAUCGUCCUCCGGUUAACUCCUAAAGGAGCAGUCGAUUAUAGUCCGGCUGUUUCGCCGACGGGGAAGUUCAUUGCUGUAGCUUCUUACGGGUUCCGUCCUUGGAAGGGCGAGUUAGACGAGCUCGAUACGGAUAUCAUCGUUUUCCCACCGUCCGAUCCGAAUCGACGGAUUGUCGUCUGCAAACGCGGCGGAUGGCCAACGUGGUUCGGCGAUUCAACUAUUUUCUUCCAUCGGAAAGCCGACGAUGGAUGGUGGAGCAUUUUCCGAGUAGAUCUACCUGAAAAUUUCCAACAUUUGGACGCCGGUGACAAUCCUCGCCGCAUAACUCCGCCAGGUGUCCACGCGUUUACUCCAUCAGCUUCACGAGAUCGAAAUUUUGUUGCCUUCGCAACUCGACGGAGAGAAAGUAACUUCCGGCACAUCGAGAUCUUUGAUUUAGAAUCGGAAUCGUUUUACAGAGUUACAGAGUCUCUCAACCCAAAUUUCCACCAUUACAAUCCUUUUUUCUCCCCCAAAGGUGGUUUCCUAGGAUACCACCGGUUCCGUGGUGAGUCAGCUCCGGGAGUGACUACGAUUCCACACCUGGAUCCUAUAAUUUCUCCCACAAACGAAAUGAGGUUGCUUCGGCUCAAUGGAAUGUUCCCUUCUUUCUCUCAUAAUGGAGAUUUCAUCGCUUUCAACCACGACUUCGACAUGAAUUCUGGGUUGAGGAUUGUGAGAAGAGACGGCUCGAAGAGAUGGGUUGUUCUGAAAGAUAGAAACGCCUUCUGUACUUCGUGGAACCCAACAGAAAAUAAUGUCAUCUACACGUCCAUUGGACCCAUAUUUGAGUCAGCCAAAAGAACGGUCCAGAUUGCAAGGAUCAGUUUUGAUCCAAAAGAUCUUACGGAUGAUCGAGAAGAGAUUCCCGCCACUGUGAAGAUACUUACUAGAGAAGACACCGGCAACAAUGCCUUCCCAUCGUGUUCGCCGGACGGCAAGUUCUUGGUUUUCCGGUCCGGAAGAUCCGGUCACAAGAACCUCUUUAUAGUCGACGCCGUAAAUGGGGAAUUCAACGGCGGGAUCCGUCAACUAACGGAUGGGCCUUGGAUAGACACGAUGCCCAGUUGGUCUCCCGACGGAAAACUAAUAGCCUUCUCAUCGAACCGUCACAACCCCAAUAACGUCGAUUGCUUCAGCAUAUACCUGAUCCGACCAGAUGGUUCAGACCUCCGGAGAUUCCAGUUGGCAGGACCGGAGGGAUUGAGUGACGUGGAUAGGGAGAGGAUCAACCACGUGUGCUUCAAUUCGGACUCAUCGUGGCUGUUAUUCACUGCCAAUAUAGGCGGCGUAACGGCGGAUCCAGUGUCGUUGCCGAACCAGUUUCAACCUUACGGGGAUAUGUAUAUGGUGAGGUUGGAUGGGAGUGACUUGCAGAGGCUGACGUGUAAUGCAUAUGAGGAUGGUACACCUUCGUGGGGGCCAUCAUCAUCCACAAAGGAGGAGAUUGAAUUGGGUUCCAUGUCUUUGGAAGGUAAUAAGGUGGGAGGUGACAAGCUCAAGGGUCAAUUCGAGGAACCAUUCUGGUUAUCUUGCAACAUAUGAUCACAAUCAAGCUCAAGAGCUUUAUGAUUUUCUAGUACCAAAACUCCUAUGUUGCGUGUGU